AUCAUAUUUAUAUUUUCUGUCAAAAACUGAAUUCUUUUGCAAAAAAAAUAUUCUUCUACAAUCCAAAUCCAAAAUGAUUAUCAAAAAUUUUUCCAUUAUUGAUUAUUGUGUAUUUGUUGGUCUACUUGUUGCAUCAUCAUUUAUUGGAAUAUUUUUUGCAUGGAGAGCCCGUAAUUCACAAUCAUCAACCGGUUAUUUAACCGGUAAUCGAAAAUUAUCAAUAUUUCCUGUAACAAUGUCAUUGGUUGCCAGUUUUAUGUCAACAAAUACAUUGUUAGGUGUUCCGGCUGAAGUUUAUCAAGUUGGUACACAAUUUGCAAUGCAAAUUUUUUCAAUUAUUUUGGUCAUUAUAUUGGCUGCUGAAGUUUUUAUGCCAGUAUAUUAUGAUCUAGAAAUUGUAUCAAUUAAUGAGUAUCUGUUGAAAAGAUUUAAUUCCAAAAAUCUUAAAAUGGCCGGUUCAUUAGGUUUUCUCAUAGCUACUAUGCCGUAUAUGGCUGUCGUAUUAUAUGGACCAGCAAUUGCAUUAAGUUCCGUCACACCUGUUUCGAUUCCAACAUCAAUUUUGGUUGUUGGCAUUAUCUGUACAUUCUAUACAUCAAUUGGUGGAAUAAAAGCCGUUAUUUGGACUGAUGUAUUACAAUGUAUACUAAUGUUUCUUGGCGUUGCAAUUGUCAUCCUACAAGGAUUAAUCGAAAUUGGUGGAUUUUCAAAUGCAAUCAACAUACUUGAUCAGGGUGGACGUCUCAAAUUAUUAAAUUUUAAAUUUAACAUCUAUAAUCAUGAUAAUAUUUGGAAUGUUUUAAUGGGAUCAUCAAUUAGUUGGGGGGCAUGUUAUUGUGUUAGUCAGACACAAGUUCAACGUUAUUGUUCGAUGCGAUCGAAACAAUUUGCUAAACGUACAUUAUAUUAUAAUCUGCCUGGCCUUUUGUGUUUAUCAGUCAUGUCUAUAUUGAGUGGUGUCGUUAUCUAUGGCAAAUAUCAUGAUUGUGAUCCGGUCACAUUGGGUAUCAUCAAACGACAUGAUCAAUUGGUGCCAUAUUAUGUAAUGGAUACAUUGGCUAGAUUUCCUGGUUUGCCUGGAUUAUUUGUAGCUUGUGUAUUCAGUGGGUCAUUGAGUACAUUAUCAUCUGGAUUCAAUGCAUUAGCAGCUGUUACCUGGGAAGAUUUACUCAAAGAACGAUUCUCUUGGGCCGCUAAAGAUGAUUAUCGAUCUAUGAGAGCCGUCCGUUUACUGGCAUUUGGUUAUGGAUUAUUAGCCAUUAUUAUGUCAUUUGGUGUCGGAAGUUUAGGCACCGUAAUGCAAGCAUCAAUGUCAUUGUUCGGUUCGAUGAACGGACCGUUGUUUGGCCUGUUUAGCAUUGCUAUACUUUGCCGUUUUGUCAAUUCAAAAGGAGCAAUGGCUGGUUUUCUUUGCGGUUUGGCUGUUUCUUUAUCAAUUUCAUUGGGUGGCAUCCUUCAUCCACGACCACAUAUUUCUCUUCGUACUACCAUUGACAAUUGUUCAACAGAAAUUCGUGAAUAUUAUCUAUCACCAUCAUCGGCCAAUGAUCAUUUUUUACAGAUGAAUAGCCGUUUUCUAACAUCAUAUCAACCUGAAGGUGUGGGUAAAGUAUUACACAUAAGCUACCUAAUCUUUUCGGUAGUCGGUUUUGUUGUUUGUGUAGUAGUUGGUUUAACAGUUUCAUUAUUGACUGGUGGUCAUCAUGAAAAUCGAAAACUUGAUCAACGACUAUUAUCACCAAUCGUACGUAAUAUUUCAUUCCUUUCAAAUGUAAACUUAGAUGGAAAUUCCAAUAAUAAUAAUAAUAAUAAUAAUAAUAAUAAUAAUAAUAAUGUAAAGGUCGAUGGCAGCUUUAUUGAUCGAAAAAAUUCAACACAAAAACAAUCCGAAAAGAUUGAAAUGGGUAUCACUAAUGUUGCAUUUACUAAUGAUCAUGUUAAAUCAUAAAAAUUUAUUCAUUUUUAUUCACGCACACACACACACACAAAAUUUAUCAAAUUAAACGGUUUUAUUUUUUUCCAGAAAUG
Messenger RNA from Dermatophagoides pteronyssinus (European house dust mite), 2028 nucleotides. Its product is annotated as sodium-coupled monocarboxylate transporter 1-like. Lineage: Eukaryota; Metazoa; Arthropoda; Arachnida; Sarcoptiformes; Pyroglyphidae. Gene Ontology annotation, biological process: sodium ion transport; transmembrane transport. Gene Ontology annotation, cellular component: membrane. Gene Ontology annotation, molecular function: symporter activity. The record is from RefSeq and is a predicted model, not a curated record.